GCGCAUACGCACAGGCUGCUGGGAAGCCGCCUCUCUCCUCUGGGUCUUCCAGUUUCCCGGCGUGCUUCAGGCCCGCCAAAUGGGAGGGGGAGAAGCAAGAUGGCAGCAGCCGCGAACUCCGGCUCUAGCCUCCCGCUGUUUGACUGCCCGACCUGGGCAGGUAAACCCCCUCCUGGUUUACAUCUGGAUGUAGUCAAAGGAGACAAGCUAAUUGAGAAACUGAUCAUUGAUGAGAAGAAGUAUUACUUAUUUGGGAGAAACCCUGAUUUGUGUGACUUUACCAUUGACCACCAGUCUUGCUCUCGGGUCCACGCUGCCUUGGUCUACCAUAAGCAUCUGAAGAGAGUUUUCCUAAUAGAUCUCAACAGUAAAUGCAGACAUGGAAAGAUAUCCAGACUCUCCAGUAGGAUUUUGGCUUGCCUUGCCAUUGAUAUUGCACCUGUUUCAGCCAACCUCAUUUCUUAUCCUGGGGAAACCCCAAACAUAACUGCCACCAGGCCAGCAAUUUCUAUGUUCCUUAGACUUGGGGCUGGAGAGGUCAGACCAUAGCAAUUCCUGUCUCCUGCCUUAGCGGGCAUGCCUAUUGCUGGGUUGGAACCAUUCCUGCUGGACCCAGAAUGGAGCCAAGCCUGUCUGGCAGCAGAGAGCAAGCAGUGGUAUUUGUUAUGUGGGGUAACAGCAGGUCUGAAGAUGUGUAAGAAAUCCACUGAAGAGAUUCAAGAUUCAGUGAAGGAGUUUCCUUUUCAUUGUGACCCAUGACAAGGGAUGCAAAGUGGACCCAGUGCCAUUUCCAUUUUAAAAAGCAAAACUGAUGUGCUGGCAGGAGCUACUCUCCCUUCUACAACUCAGAACCUGACGGAGUUCAACACUGCCCACAACAAGCGGAUUUCCACUCUCACCAUUGAGGAGGGGAAUCUGGACAUUCAGAGACCAAAGAGGAAGAGGAAGAACUCACGGGUGACCUUUAGUGAGGAUGAUGAGAUCAUCAACCCAGAGGAUGUGGAUCCCUCAGUUGGUCGCUUCCGGAACAUGGUGCAGACUGCAGUGGUCCCAGUCAAGAAGAAGCGGGUGGAGGGCCCUGGCUCCCUGGGCCUGGAGGAAUCAGGGAACAGGCGCAUGCAGAACUUUGCAUUCAGUGGAGGACUCUAUGGGGGCCUGCCCCCCACGCACAGUGAAGCCGGCUCCCAGCCGCAUGGCAUCCACGGGACAGCACUCAUCGGUGGCUUGCCCAUGCCAUACCCGAACCUCGCUCCUGACGUGGACUUGACUCCCGUCGUGCCGUCAGCAGUGACCAUGAACCCUGCACCAAACCCUGCCGUCUAUAACCCUGAAGCUGUCAACGAACCCAAGAAGAAAAAAUAUGCAAAAGAGGCUUGGCCGGGCAAGAAGCCCACACCUUCCUUACUGAUUUGAUAUUUUUGGUAAUGGAGGAGGGUGGGAUUGGGUGGGAACAGGGUGGAAGGGUGAUGGGGGAGCUAAUGAAUUAGGGAGAAAAACUUUCCAUGUGUGCAGUAUCGUCUUUCAGAAUGUCUCCUGGGGUCCUAACCAUGUAAUAUUAAAACUGGGGGUGGGGUUGAAGUAUCCCAGAAAGACCUGUCUUCAGAACACUUUCAUUGAAGAGAAAUGUUUCAUACAUCCUUUUAAAUAGACUGCCCUGGCUCUUUUGCACUCUUUCCAUUAUCUCCUUUUUUCUUUUCUCCCUCUUUCUAGGAUCACUUUUUAAAAAAUUAUUUACCCCAGGGAGAGACUCCAGGCCCUCAGGUUGAAUGUAGAGCUGUGGAGGUGACAGUAGCAUUGCCAGCUUUGUGGGUUUAGCAGCCUGAUUUAUAUUUACUAUCCUGCAAGUCCCAGGUAGCAGAAGGGUUGCCACGGAUUCCAGGUUAACAAGAGGGUUUAGAAUGCUUCAGUUAAGCUAAGGUUUAAAACAACUCAGAAGUUUUCCUGGGUCGGUGGUUUUGAGGUCCAGUAGUUAGGCUUUUCUCUUUUGUCCUUUCUGUUAGAAUGAGAACAUUUUGAUUUUUCUUCAUCUGUGACCAGUGCCAUAGACACAGGUUGAUAGUUUUAAACUUACAGUAUUGUUUGAACUUUACCUGUUUUUCCUGUCAAACCUGAGUACUCUACUUGCUGAAGUUUCUCAUUUGAUUCCAGAGUACUGUCCUCUACUCUCUAAGGCAUUACUUUCCUUUUCAAGUGUGUUAUGAAGGCAAUAUAAAGGAUAUGACCAGUUAGAGCAAUUUCAAUUAAAAAGGAAAAGAUUUUACUUUGAAGUGACGGAUAUCUCGAAGAGGACAUCUUCAGAUGUUGAUUUGGAGGCUCUUUCCCCCCCUUGACUGAGAGCUCUCGUUGUCCAGAGCUCCAAGACUAGACCUGGUUAACAAACAUAGGAGACGAAGGUAGGACACAUUGAUGUGAGCUUUGUACAGAGAUUUGUACAUUUGUGUAAUAGGCCUUUUCACGCUUUAUGUGUAGCUUUUUACCUGUAACCUUUAUUACAUUGUAAAUUAAACGUAACUUUUGUCA
Messenger RNA from Orcinus orca (killer whale), 2520 nucleotides. RefSeq names its product protein phosphatase 1 regulatory subunit 8 (gene PPP1R8). Gene Ontology annotation, molecular function: protein binding; protein serine/threonine phosphatase inhibitor activity; mRNA binding. The coding region runs from base 766 to 1413 and encodes 215 amino acids. The transcript is spliced from 7 exons. The record is from RefSeq and is a predicted model, not a curated record. Gene Ontology annotation, cellular component: nuclear speck. NCBI's taxonomy places the organism in Eukaryota, Metazoa, Chordata, Mammalia, Artiodactyla, Delphinidae.